UGGUGCUACCAGUUUGGUGUGCCUAUUAUUGCUUCUAGUACGACUACACAAGUACGGCUACACAAAUACCUUAUCUAUGCACCCCAAUCCCUAAGGACUGAGUUGAAUACCCCAGAUCUCAACGUUAUUUUCGGACAUGAUGCUGCUGUAGACCCUUUAGUGUACUUCCUGUUAUG
Molecule: messenger RNA, 176 nt
Organism: Racocetra persica
Lineage: Eukaryota; Fungi; Glomeromycota; Glomeromycetes; Diversisporales; Gigasporaceae
Source: the annotation of a GenBank genome assembly